AGUCAUGCACGUAGCUAUCUUGAAGUUUACGUAAGGUCCUUAGAUGUAACGUCCUUUUGUAAAGAAACGUGAAGUUGUAAACAAUACAGAGGAAAUUUAUAUUGUGGAGAACACGAGCGUGCAAAACGAGCACAAAAUUCCAUAUCGCGGCCAUGUGAUUCUCUAAAGAUUUCUGCAACUCCAGUCUCAUACGCCAUACUGUCGUGCCUGUGUAAUGUAGGCCGGUGUUGGACCGCGGAGCUGACCGACUGACGGAGCGAAGGUGAGUGCUGGACUCAGCGCUAGUCUGGGCUGCAGCAGCGUCCAGUGCAGGGGGUUCUAUCCAGGAAAUGCAGUCUGUCCUCAGGCUCGCUGCAGUGGCGGUCCCUAUGGGUUUGCUGCUAUCUAGAACAAUGGCAUGGAUAUCUAGUGGCAAAACACAUCCAGAGCUUAUAAGCCGUUUGCGAGAACAUGGAGUUAUCCGUAGUGAUCGAGUGUUUGAAGCCAUGCUUGCCACUGAUCGAGGAAUUUAUUCCAAAGACUACCCAUAUGCAGAUUCUCCUCAGUACAUAGGUUACAAGGCCACCAUCAGUGCUCCUCAUAUGCAUGCACAUGCAUUGGAGAUUCUCAGUGACAAGCUAACUGAAGGGGCGUCAGCGCUGGAUGUUGGCUCAGGGAGUGGUUAUCUCACUGCUUGCUUUGCAAGAAUGGUAGGACCCACUGGAAAAGUGGUGGGAAUCGAGCACAUAGAUGAACUAGUGCAAACCUCAGUGAAAAACGUCCAAGCUGACGAUCCAGAACUGCUGACCUCUGGGCGGAUCAAGUUAGUGGUGGGUGAUGGCCGGUUAGGUUAUCCAGAUGGGGCUCCUUACGAUGCCAUUCAUGUUGGGGCAGCAGCACCAACGAUCCCCAAAGCGCUUCUGGAACAGCUGAAACCAGGUGGAAGACUUGUUCUGCCUGUAGGUCCAGAGGGUGGAAACCAAGUUUUGGAGCAGUAUGAUCGCCAGAGUGAUGGCACCUUUCUUAAGAAAGCUCUCAUGGGUGUGGUCUACGUUCCACUGACAGACAGACACCACCAGUGGCCAGGCGGUGAACUCUGAUUGCAGUGUGGUUACCCUGCAGGAGGUGGCUCUGGUGUUGCAGUGCAGCGAACACUUAGGAAGAGUGCGGGCCUCUCCUCUCCUCUUCUCCUCUCAACCUGCUGCUUAGCAACACACCUGCCAGCCCUGUACAGCCUGUCCUGCCAUCCUGUUUACUGACUAAAAACAGAACUUCGCAGUCAACCAUUGAUGGAUGUUCCCAAAACUGUUCUUAAUUGAUAUCUAACUGAUUUUGUUCUACAGUCUUUAUAAACUGGGUGAUGGAAGACACUUUCCUAAGCUAAUCAUUGACAAGAAUUAUCUAGAGAAUUAACCCAUUAAAGACUGUAUUAGAAGUGUUACAUUUCCUUUGGUCUCUAUGUUCUUUUGUCUGAGCACAAAUCCCGAACUCUAUCAGCUACACUGGCUUUCUGUCUCACAGUGAAUGAGGCACUUCAGCUUCUCAAGUGUAAAGCUCUACACAGCCCUGCCCCACUUUAUCUCUCUGAGCUCCUGCAGCCUUACACACCAUCUUGCAUUCCCAGGUCCACUAGCACUGGUCUACUGAAGCUCCCUAAGACCAAACUGACUGAUCAGUGUGGGGUAGAAUAUUUGAUUCUGAGACUCACAGACUUUGGAAUUCCUUCCUUCAACACCUCUGUUCUUUCAUGUUAUCAGAUUAAACUUUCCUUUUCACUCAG
This is a messenger RNA of Colossoma macropomum (tambaqui), 1759 nucleotides long. RefSeq names its product l-isoaspartyl protein carboxyl methyltransferase, like (gene pcmtl). Gene Ontology annotation, cellular component: cytoplasm. Lineage: Eukaryota; Metazoa; Chordata; Actinopteri; Characiformes; Serrasalmidae. The transcript is spliced from 10 exons. Bases 330 to 1079 code for a protein of 249 amino acids. Gene Ontology annotation, biological process: protein modification process. Gene Ontology annotation, molecular function: protein-L-isoaspartate (D-aspartate) O-methyltransferase activity. The record is from RefSeq and is a predicted model, not a curated record.